CUCCGAAUUAAACUCAAACCUGAGAAUGUUUCUAAGAUUAGGACAUGAAUAACCCGAGGGUUAAUACAACAUUGAACUCAAACCCCAACAUGUCCAAACUCUAAGAGACCAGCAAAAAUAUCAAGUUGUCUAGGUUAAGAUGUAUCGAUAGAGACACUCGCUUAGCAAAAGAAUACUACAAAAACGAGAGGCUUCACCUAUUAAAACAAAGAAUUUUACAAUACAUAUAAACAUCAAUGUUUUCAUAUAUACGUUGUACUAUAAAGAAAUUUAUACGAAUGCAUGUGUGUACAAAUUGACUCAUUAGUCAUUACAUUUGGAGGAUUCAUAAAAGAAUGGACCUAGCAACCUCACCAAUGCCCCGUCACCGUCACCGUCAACAACGCCGCGGCAAUCCCGCUGCGUUUUUAAGCAAAGACCUCUCCAUUUGUUUAUUCAGAAAAAAACGUAAUCGUAAAAGGAAAAAGAAACGUUUUAUUUUCCAACUUAUUAAGACCGCCACCAGGCAGCAGUGGCACAAUGUGAAUAUCCUACAGCAGGGAGGGCAUUUCCGUCACUUCAAAUUAUUUAUCCUUUUAAUUUUAUUUUUCUUUCUACCCUCCACUCUCUCUCUCUCUCUCUCUCUCUCUCCAGUCCACGAGAAAUUGAAUUCCCAGUUUUCCCCAAUUUCACACUUUUCACUUUCAGCUACUUUUCCUCUCCCAAAAAUCCCAAUCCAUCUCUCUCCGCUACCUAAUCCCCGAUCCCUCCACAAUCCCUGAUUUCCAUUUUCCAUCCCCUCAACGAUCUAUCUUCUCCGAUUCUUCCCCUCCAUUGAUUGCGAUAUCCAGCUCUCGGUUCAAUUCCCGGUAUACAAUUCAACGCUCCACCUUUCGGGGACCCGAUUUCCUGCGAUUCCGUGUUCGAGUUCGCCAGGACUUUUGGUUGGCUACUUUUUACCUGGAGGUCUUGAUUCGAGAGUGAGAGAGCAAUGAAGAUUGAGGAGCUGGACGAUCCGGAGUGUAGGGAUGAAGAGCGUGGCGUCUACGAGAAGCAGAUGCAGCUACAGAUUGUUAGGGUUGACGCCAAGAGAGCCCUGGUUGGAGUUGGUGCUCGGAUUCUUUUCUACCCCACGCUCUUCUAUAAUGUGUUUCGGAACAAAAUCCAGGCUGAGUUCCGGUGGUGGGAUGAAGUUGACCAGUAUCUACUUCUGGGUGCCGUCCCAUUUCCUAAGGAUGUUCCUCGGCUGAAGAAGCUCGGCGUUGGUGGAGUCAUCACUCUCAAUGAACCAUACGAAACUUUGGUUCCAUCAGCCUUGUAUCGUGUCCAUGGAAUUGAACAUCUAGUAAUUCCAACAAGGGAUUAUCUUUUUGCCCCUUCUUUUGCGGAUAUUAGUCUGGCAGUAGACUUCAUCCACAAGAAUGCAUUGUGUUGCAAAACUACCUACGUUCAUUGCAAAGCUGGGCGUGGAAGGAGUACUACCAUUGUGCUCUGCUAUUUGGUAAAGUUUAAGCACAUGACACCUGGUGCGGCCCUUGAUUACGUGAGGUCUAGAAGACCUAGAGUGUUGCUAGCUCCAACGCAGUGGGAGGCUGUUCAAGAAUACAGCAGACGCAACUCACGCCGGUUAUCUUCCACCACGUGGUCUCCAUCUGGGGAUGAGGUUCUCAUUACAAAAGCAGAUCUUGAAGGCUACCACAGUUCCUCCGACGAUGGUGCUACUAGCACCGGUAAGGAAUUGGCAAUUGUACCAAGAAUGAAGUCAAGGCCCAUGAUCGCCCGGUUGUCCUGCCUCUUUGCAUCCUUGAAGGUAUCCGGUGUCUCUGGGCCUGUUGCUGGUCGGAUGCCCGAGGCACGUGCUUGCUAAAUGAUCUCGGGAUACAUCACACCGAACUGUCGCGAGAAGGUUGUGUUGUAUUGUAUAGAAAUAAAGCCCAUCAUGUUUUUAUGACCAAAGAAUUAUGAGAGAAACGAAUAGGAGGUAAUUGUGUAUGCUGCCAUGACAAUUGCCAGAAGAAGAAAAAAAAGGCCUCACCAGCAGCUGCAGCUUGUACAUAGCUUUGGCUCUUAGUUUAUCAUUUCAGCAUUUGUUGCUUGCAAAUGUGUUUUCCUCCACAGGGUUUUGCUAAAUGAAUAGUGAUGUAGCUUCAUCUUUGUAGCUUUAGUUGGUCUCUGUCACGUCGCCAUUGUCGUACCGCUUUAGUUCGAUUCAGAUACCUUUGGUAGGAUGUUCAGUCUCUAGUACCUGCAUGCUGCAGUUGCAGUGGUGUAUUUUUGGAAUAUAGGUAGUAUUGUUCUGAUGAAGGCUAGAGGAAGAUUCCUGGCGGGUGGUGGAAUAUGCCCGAGGAUCGAUCUCUAUGCAAUAAACAGAACUUGUGGUUUCCGGCAAGUGACAAAGAAGCUCUGGAUUUUAUUUGCUGUGGAAAGGUAGGCGGUUUGAUUUUACACCUUCACUCUCUUAUCUGGUCUCUAAAAUGCUGAUCGGUUGCUUUCUGUUUAGGAUUAUGAUUGAUGAUGAGAACUUUACACGGUAUUGAAUAUUCGAUCAUCGUCUUUGGAAUGAUGUCAUCGAACUGUUGUUCAUCGUCCGCACAGGUCCAAAGAGUUGUUUUUUUUCUUUUCUUGUUUGUUUGGGCCUUAGGAUUGUGCUGUUGUUCCAUAGGCCCAGUAGGUGAUCCGACUCUGACUGUGGAUAGCUUCGGCUUUGAGAAAUUGGGCUUUCGGAUUGGGCCGUUUCAUCGUCGGCAAAAGAAUGGCGUCUGACAGCGGUGACUCUUUCGUGGAUACGUGCGGUGGGAGGUUGAGCUGAUGGACUUUCAACACGCAUUAGUUGGGUGUGCAUUGGGGCAUUGGGCGUUCGCUUAUCGUAGGAACUAACAGAGAUGUUUUUUUUUUCAAAGUCAGUAUUAAUCAAAAGUCACAAACCGGAAGACAGAAAAGCGCGGGAGUCGACCAAUAGUCGAACUCCAGAUGAGAGGGACUUUUGUGCCACAUGAUGGGCAGCCCUAUUAAGGUGACGGGACACAAAACAGAAGGAAACACUGUGAAAUGAAGAUGCCAAGCUCCGAAUGUCCUCCAAUAUAGCGCCACCCCGAACAUGUUGCACAUCCCCUCCAAUCAUCCGACGGAUCAAGAGUUGAGAGUCCCCAUGAAAACAAACAGCAAGAAAGGAAUGAGUUAGACACCACUGCACAGCAUCCCGUAGAGCUAAACAUUCCAUGAGAAAAGGGUCCUGAAUCCCAUCAUAAAAUUUUCCAAAGGCAAACAGAACAGUACCUGCCGUAUGGAAGCCGACAAAUCCAAUACUACCUCCUUGGCCACUCUUGGUAGCACCAUCAAACCAGACAUUGAUAGAAGUAGAGGAACCAGGAGUCGUAUGGGUGCCUCUGGGAACACGUGAGGGCCCUGGAGCUGUAGAAACAGUACCGCCGGGUGGCCGCGUUGAAGGGUUUGGCCCUAAGGUCCUCCAUUCAUCGACUUGUCGUUGAAACUGCCGAAACAGAGCCACUAGGAGAUAUUGAAUGCCAUCAUGAACCGCCCAACACCUGCCCUUCCAAAUCCGCCAGAAAAUGAAAACAACAUUAGCUAUCUCAAUUUUUGACAAAUUCAUAAAAAAAGAAAAGAUGAUGCCAGGACUCGUCAGGACUCAAUCCUCCAAGGGUAUUUCUCAAUUCUUCAAGGUCCGCCAGUUGCCACAAUCCGCGAGCUACCCUGCAUGAAAAGAAAAAAUGGGAAAAGGAUUCUGGCUCCUCGGAACAUAUAGGGCACGUCGUGUCAGUCACAAGAGUUUUAGUAAACAAAACUAUCUGCA
This is a messenger RNA of Linum trigynum, 3790 nucleotides long. The record is from the annotation of a GenBank genome assembly. Lineage: Eukaryota; Viridiplantae; Streptophyta; Magnoliopsida; Malpighiales; Linaceae.